AUGCACGUCACACUCUCUUCUUUUGCUCUUGUUGCAGCGGUCAGCGCUUUGCCCAAUCGGCAAGGUCGCGCAGACGCGGCCACAGCCAACGCCUUUACUCUUGUCGCUCAUGCCCCGGACCCCAACGUUGACCUGGACCCCUCCGUCGAGGGCCUCGUCCUCAGCUCUGCCCACACAGGCGCCGGUAUCAGCGUCGCUGUCUUCACCGACGGUACCCCCCGCCUCUUUUACCAGAAUGGCACGGCCGGUGCCAGUACGCUGCUUACGGACAGCGGCUCCCCUCCGUUCCCGUCAAGCCUCCAGUUGCAAGCCAUCACGGAGCCCCGCACCGCUGGGAGCAUCAGCAUCGGGCAAGGGUCGCCAGCGUACGUCGGUGACUUUGGCACCGUGAUUAACGGAAUCGAAGUCGGCACUUUUCUCGCAUGCCCAGAGGUGGUCCCCUAUUACAACCAGACCUUCAUUACACUGCAGUACGUGUACGGCGAUGCUGCCGCCGGCGAUGUUCCUGGCUGCGCCAUCAUCGACCUUCAAGCCAGGUGCGCUACUCUCAACGACCUGCCCGAUGGUAGCAUCUCGAACCACCAUUUCGCCACGGACGUCGUUUGCCAGUAG
Messenger RNA from Dichotomopilus funicola, 612 nucleotides. RefSeq lists its product as uncharacterized. The transcript has a single exon. The record is from RefSeq and is a predicted model, not a curated record. NCBI's taxonomy places the organism in Eukaryota, Fungi, Ascomycota, Sordariomycetes, Sordariales, Chaetomiaceae. Bases 1 to 612 code for a protein of 203 amino acids.